Molecule: messenger RNA, 645 nt
Organism: Coffea eugenioides
Lineage: Eukaryota; Viridiplantae; Streptophyta; Magnoliopsida; Gentianales; Rubiaceae
Exons: 1
Coding region: 1-645 (214 amino acids)
Molecular function (GO): RNA-DNA hybrid ribonuclease activity; nucleic acid binding
Source: RefSeq, a predicted model, not a curated record
AUGAGCGCGGAGCGUAUUAUUGGGCAGGUGGGAAACCUCAUUGAGCAAUUGGGGGACGCGCAGAAAUUAGGGCGCGCAUUUCGGGGAGACGGGGAUUGUGUCUGGGCUAAAGGAAGGCAGGUGGUAGCAGGGCGGAGGCCGUCGCUGGUGGCAUGGGUCAAACCCCCUACGCAGUAUCUGAAACUGAACACGAAUGCCAGUGUCACUUCAGCGGGGGCUUUCGGAGGAGGCGUGGUCCGGUCCAGCGAAGGGAAGGUGAUCUUUGCCUUCUACAAGGAGUUUGGGGAGGUGAGUGUGGUACAUGCGGAGGCGCUUGCUCUACUCGCGGGUCUCAACUACUGCCAGGAAAGGCACUUCACAGGGGUAAGGGCAGAGAGCGAUUCGGAUACGCUCGUUCGAAUGAUCUCCUCGGGGGCUUUGGCAAACUGGCCACUAUGCAAUGUGCUGCGGAAGCUACGGUGUCUACUAGCAAACCUGGGGGCAACGGUUAGUCAUGUUUAUCGCGAGGCGAAUAUGGUUGCUGAUGCAAUGGCUUCGGCUCAAUUGGGACACGAAGUGGUGUACAACGGGGAAGAAGCGAUGCCACGUAGGAUUAAAGCUCUUCUGAGAUUAGAUAGGCUAGCAGUUCCUUAUGUUAGGCAUUAA